CUCAGUGGUACAGCAGGGGAUGGUCUCUCAAUAGCCAAAACGCCCAUAACGUUCAGCAUCACAUUUAGUAGUCUUCUAGGUAGGUCAGCGACACGUCGUCGUCGGUCGGUUAAUAUCACAAAACGCGUGUUCGAAAGAUACUUAGCGACGGACUGAAUAAAAAUCAGCGGUUACAGCGAGCGGUGAACGCACGAAAGAAUGAACGAAUGAAGCAAGAACAAUGGCCAACCUGACAGUCCCAAAACACAGCGGCUAACAGAGACUGUGUCAGCCAGUGAGAGAGGGAGGAGAAGGGAAGGGGCUGAGGUAGAAAACAGCUGUCUGAUAACGAUAGGGAUGAUAUAAAAAUAGCAUAUAUUGUCGCUUAAAUGGUGAAUAGAGCAAACUGUAACCAUAACAUCGCGACGUCUAGAAACGGAUCGCGUAAAUGUAGGAUGAGUAAGUAAAUAAAUAAAUAAGAGCGCGUGAGCGUCAUCUGCAGUGUGUAGCAUCUACAUCUACUUGCACCACCUGAAGAAGACAACGACCGACACUGGCUGCUGGGAAAUAAAGAAACGGGGGGAAAACACGAGUUAUCAGUGGAGAGGAAGGACGACGGGCAAAGUCAGCGAGACUGUCCUUGUUAUAUCCUUGUGAUAGGAGUAAUUGAACAGCGGUUCCUUGUAUUUGAGGGAAGGAGGUAGAAGGGGGUAUCAGUGCUGCAGCGGCCGCCGUGAUGCUUUACACAUGUAGGCACGUUUGAAGCAGUUCAUCCCCGCCCUGUGUGGAUCUGACCGAACCGAGCCGACUGUACAAUAACGGAUUUAAUAGGGGAACGCUGGACGGCUCUGAAAAGGACUUGAGGAGCAGAACUGGGGACUGGUAAUAUGACGAUAACAUUUAAUUAAUAAGAGAUGCAUUUGUAGGCUACCUGUACGGAGGAGAUAAAUGACGGGAUUUAAAUCGCCCAUUUGUUUUUCAACAUGGAUUAAUUGGCCCAUGAUCACUGGAUAGAAUGCUUAUUACGUCCGAGUUUUAAUACAGUACCGAUUUAUGCCUCUAGCCUAUAAAUAUUUAAAUAAAGACCAAAUUUAGGCCGAUGACUUUCUGAUGACGACAGUACGACAGAGAUGUCUUUAUUGUAGAAAUAUGUGUUCACACCAGUAUCUUUACAUAAAGAUAUAGAUAAUUACAUUCACCCUUGUGCUUAUUUCCGUGUCUAAUCUCGUUUUUGGGGGGGUUUAAUGUAACACGAGCAAGAGACGCGUCAAAUUGAACACUGAUAGCUUUUACUUCUACCAUCCCUCUGUCUAUAAUUUAGACCAGGUUAGAUAACUUCUGACUAUAGUCGAUCCCUGUUUGUCCAUUUUACUUUUUCAAUCCAAGAAAAAAAAUAUAUAUUUCUGACUCAAUAACAAGGCGCUUUGGGUGCCUAUUCCGGCGGUUGGCUUCCUCCUUCAAACAGUCUUCUGCCGAGAACCACCUUUGCUGCGAUGGAGACCCCCACGAAGCUACCUCCGUCGAGCCCAUCCUCGCCGACGACGGGCUUCUCUGUGCCGAGCGCAGAGAAGGUAGACGGCUUCCCCCGCCGCUCGAUGCGCCGUGCCCGGCAGCGACGGUCCCACAGCUCCUCACAGUUCCGCUAUCAGAGCUCCCAGGUGGAGCUCACGCCGCUGCCCUUACUUAAAGAUGCUCCAGUGGCAGAGCUUCAUGACUUGUUCUGUAAGAAGCUGCAGCAGUGUUGUGUGCUUUUUGACUUUCUGGACUGUGUCGCCGACCUGAAGGGGAAAGAGAUCAAACGUGCUGCGCUGAACGAGCUUGUGGAGAGCGUGGCCACCAGUCGCGGAGUCCUCAUCGAACCCCUUUACCCAGAGGCUAUUAAGAUGAUCUCAGUGAACAUUUUUAGAACCCUCCCACCCAGUGAGAACCCUGAGUUUGACCCAGAGGAGGAUGAACCAGCUCUGGAAGCCUCCUGGCCACACUUACAGUUGGUGUAUGAGUUCUUUUUACGCUUUCUUGAGAGUCCAGAUUUCCAGCCUUCUCUUGCCAAGCGCUACGUGGACCAGAAGUUUGUUCUACAGCUGCUGGAGUUAUUUGACAGUGAGGACCCCAGAGAGAGAGAAUAUCUGAAGACGAUCCUGCACCGUGUCUAUGGCAAACUCCUGGGCUUGAGGGCCUACAUCCGCAAACAGAUCAACAACAUCUUCCUCAGGUUCAUCUAUGAAACUGAGCGUUUCAAUGGAGUUGCUGAACUUCUGGAAAUUUUGGGAAGUAUCAUAAAUGGCUUUGCUCUGCCUCUCAAAUCAGAGCACAAGCAGUUCCUGGUGAGGGUCCUGAUCCCCCUGCACACUGCCAAGUCUCUCUCCAUUUUUCAUGCGCAGCUGGCUUACUGUGUGGUGCAAUUCAUGGAGAAGGAUGCCACAGUUACAGAACACAUCAUCAGGGGGCUGCUGAGAUACUGGCCAAAAACAUGCACUCAGAAAGAGGUGAUGUUCCUGGGGGAGAUCGAGGAGAUUCUGGACGUGAUUGAACCAUCUCAGUUUAUCCGUGUGCAGGAGCCUCUAUUCAAACAGAUUUCUGCCUGCAUCUCCAGCCCUCAUUUCCAGGUCGCAGAGCGGGCUCUGUAUUUCUGGAAUAAUGAGUACAUUCUGAGUCUAAUAGAGGAGAACUGCCAGGUCAUCCUGCCUCUGGUCUUUGGCACACUGUACAGAGUUUCCAAAGAGCACUGGAACCAGACGAUCAUCUCUCUUAUCUACAAUGUGCUGAAGACGUUCAUGGAGAUGAACAGCAAGCUCUUUGAUGAUCUCACUGCCUCCUACAAAGUGGAGAAACAGAAGGAGCUGAAGAAAGAGAGGGAGCGAACCGAGCUGUGGAGGAAUUUGGAAGAUGUGCAUGAGAGGCGACUGCAGAGUCUGACUGAGGCCAGCAGAAACCAGAAGAACCUGCAGGAGAGAGAGAACACUACCAAGAGCCAGUCAGAGACCAGUGCUGCCAACACCACCUAGAAACCACACGCGAACAUACAGACACACACACAGACACGCAUACAGUAUCACAGCACUGUAAAACACAAUAAUUACCUGACUUGGGAACCGAUCAAUGCCUCAAUCGCUGUCUGACAACACACACACGAACACAUGCACACACCAUGCAGACACGACCGUCACAAGCACAUGUACGACAGGCUGUCCAUAUGUAGAUAUCUGAAAAAACACUGAAGCACAUAUCACACACAACGAGUGAGAUAUACAGUAAAAGAGAAAAAAAUGAGUACCUCUCACAUGCGUCCUACUCUUUCAUGUGCUUCACACACCUGCCUCUCUGCAUCUUUUCUUUCUAUUCCUACACACACCGGGAUCAUCAACUUUAACAUGACUGCAUGAGGUGACACACAUGCGCACACCCGAAAUCAAACACGUACAUUGUUCAUUACUGUCAUUCCAGAACGCUCUGUUUCUCGGGCCCGAUACGAGCCCCCCGUCAAUCAACCAACAGACUCUGCAUACUGUCAAACUCUGAAGAGGAAUGAAUAAUGAUGAUCCUAAAGAUGAAAAUUCUUUAAAAGUACAGAUUAUAAUGUUCCUACUUCUACAGCUUAUUCUAUAAGUACUACUUCUAUGCUAAUAUAACUGAUGUUUUUAUAUACAUACAUAUCUAUAUAUAUAUCUAUAUAUAUAUAAAUAUGAUAUCUAUGUCUGACUAUAGUGUUGGUGGGGGUAUUCUAGUGUAGCACCUCAUAAACAUGACUGAAGUAUGCUGCUAGGUAAAACUAAACUUGUUCUGAAGUGACAACACUUUAGUCUGUUCUUAUGUUUUUUAUAUAUAACAUUCAAAACAUUUUAGUUUAGCAAUAUUCUCAUCUGUUUUGAAUAAUGUGUGUCUGGCUAUUUUUGAUUUAUUUUAUUAUUAUUUAUUUCAUUUAAUCAAAUUGCUUGCAAACAUUCUCUUUUUGUGUUUCAGUGCAAUUUCAAGAGAGGACAGAGUCUUAUUUAUGUCUUAAUUUUUGGUAUAUUUGUUUUAUGUCGCUUAUAUUUAUUGAUGUAGAGUAUUGUUAAUGGGAAGGAACUGUGUGUGUAGGCAUAUUGAGAAAGCUUAGGAAGAGACUGCUGCGUGGAUGUUGUAGAGAAGUUUAUUACAGUUUAGAAGAAAACAGGGAUUAGAUCAGAAUGUACCAUUCACUUUGAGUGUGCAUCAACACUCAAAUGAACUGCCAUUGUUGAUUAUUCAUUUGCAGUAAUCUGUUUUAUUGAGAGAGGAUGAGAAAAGCAAACAAAAUGUUCUUGUUCAAAAGAAAGCAUCUGGAUUAACACACUUUGUUUGACCUCUGAGGAAGCUGGUAUCUGCAGAAACAUCACAUUUCAUAGGAACAAAAUGGAAAAGGAAAAUGAAAUAGAAUAGACACGGCAAUAAAUAUGGACUGAAAUUGUA
Messenger RNA from Pimephales promelas (fathead minnow), 4407 nucleotides. RefSeq names its product protein phosphatase 2, regulatory subunit B', beta (gene ppp2r5b). Gene Ontology annotation, molecular function: protein phosphatase activator activity. Lineage: Eukaryota; Metazoa; Chordata; Actinopteri; Cypriniformes; Leuciscidae. Gene Ontology annotation, cellular component: protein phosphatase type 2A complex; cytosol; nucleus. Gene Ontology annotation, biological process: protein dephosphorylation; signal transduction. The record is from RefSeq and is a predicted model, not a curated record.